Messenger RNA from Carlito syrichta (Philippine tarsier), 3050 nucleotides. It is a transcript of the gene ARHGAP33, whose product is annotated as Rho GTPase activating protein 33. The transcript has 23 exons. Gene Ontology annotation, biological process: small GTPase-mediated signal transduction. Gene Ontology annotation, cellular component: Golgi apparatus; fibrillar center; cell cortex. Bases 402 to 3050 code for a protein of 882 amino acids. Gene Ontology annotation, molecular function: GTPase activator activity; protein binding. The record is from RefSeq and is a predicted model, not a curated record. Lineage: Eukaryota; Metazoa; Chordata; Mammalia; Primates; Tarsiidae.
CUCGCAGCACUGACAGCCUGGACGGCCCAGGGGAGGGCUCGGUGCAGCCCCUAGCCCCCACUGGGGGGGCCAGUGUGAAGGGGAAGCCAGGGAAGAGGCUCUCAGCUCCUCGAGGUCCCUUCCCCCGGCUGGCAGACUGUGCCCAUUUCCACUACGAGAAUGUUGACUUUGGCCACAUUCAGCUCCUGCUGUCUCCAGAGCGGGAAGGUCCCAGUCUCUCUGGAGAUAAUGAACUGGUGUUUGGGGUACAGGUGACCUGUCAGGGCCGUUCCUGGCCAGUUCUCCGCAGUUAUGAUGAUUUCCGUUCCCUGGAUGCACACCUCCACCGGUGCAUAUUUGACCGGAGGUUUUCCUGCCUUCCAGAGCUUCCUCCACCCCCAGAGGGGGCCAGGGCUGCCCAGAUGCUGGUGCCACUGCUGCUGCAGUACCUGGAGACCCUGUCAGGACUGGUGGACAGUAACCUCAACUGUGGGCCUGUGCUCACCUGGAUGGAGCUGGACAAUCAUGGCCGGCGCCUACUCCUCAGUGAGGAGGCCUCACUCAAUAUUCCUGCAGUGGCUGCUGCCCACGUGAUCAAACGGUACACAGCCCAGGCACCGGAUGAGCUGUCCUUCGAGGUGGGAGACAUUGUUUCAGUGAUCGACAUGCCACCCACAGAGGAUCGGAGCUGGUGGCGGGGCAAGCGAGGCUUCCAGGUCGGUUUCUUCCCCAGUGAGUGUGUGGAACUCUUCAGUGAGCGGCCAGGUCCAGGCCUAAAGGCGGAUGCUGAUGGUCCCCCGUGCGGCAUCCCAGCUGCUCAGGGUAUUUCAUCUCUGACGUCAGCUGUGCCCCGGCCACGUGGGAAGCUGGCUGGCCUCCUCCGCACCUUCAUGCGUUCCCGUCCUUCUCGGCAGCGACUGCGGCAGCGGGGAAUCCUGCGGCAAAGGGUGUUUGGUUGUGACCUUGGAGAGCAUCUCAGCAACUCGGGCCAGGACGUGCCCCAGGUGCUGCGCUGCUGCUCUGAGUUUAUUGAGGCCCAUGGGGUGGUGGAUGGAAUCUACAGGCUCUCAGGCGUGUCUUCCAAUAUCCAGAGAUUGCGGCAUGAGUUUGACAGUGAGAGGAUCCCUGAACUGUCUGGCCCCGCCUUCCUGCAGGACAUUCACAGCGUUUCCUCCCUCUGCAAGCUCUACUUCCGAGAGCUGCCUAACCCCUUGCUCACCUACCAACUCUAUGGGAAGUUCAGUGAAGCCAUGUCAGUGCCUGGGGAGGAGGAACGUCUGGUGCGGGUCCACGAUGUCAUCCAACAGCUGCCCCCACCACAUUACAGGACCCUGGAGUACCUGCUGAGGCAUUUGGCCCGCAUGGCCAGACACAGCGCCAACACCAGCAUGCAUGCCCGCAACCUGGCCAUUGUCUGGGCACCCAACCUGCUACGGUCUAUGGAGCUGGAGUCAGUGGGGCUGGGUGGCGCGGCAGCCUUCCGGGAAGUUCGGGUGCAGUCCGUGGUGGUGGAAUUUCUGCUCACUCAUGUGGACGUCCUGUUCAGUGAUACCUUCGCUUCCGCUGGCCUGGACCCUGCAGGUGUGCCCUCCUGCCACCCCCUGACGUCCUGGCUACUGCCCCCUCAUCGUCAGGGCUGCAGUGGGAGGGCAGGUGGGCUCCCAGCCCCGUUCCUACCCACUGAAGCUGGACCUCCCUCCAGGCUCCCUGAGGACCCCGCCCCGGCCAAUCCCUCCCCCGCGCCCCCUCCUUCUCAUUUCAGCUCCUCCGCUCGGGAUUCCCACUUGUUGGCCCGGACGCCGUUCUUCCUUCACCCCCUACUCCCCGCCCUGUCCCGGACCCCAGCCCAGUCAGGAUUCAGCUCGUCGGAGGGCCCUCUGGCCCGAGCCCGGGUGGGCACGCUGCGGGCCGGGGCUUGGGCUCUGGGGACGCCCAUGGAGCCCACAACUCCCAAGGUGCCAGCCUCACCUGUGGAAAGGAGGAAAGGGGAGAGACGGGAGAAACAGAGGAAGCCCUGCGGUAGCAGCUGGAAGACGUUCUUUGCGUUGGGCCGGGGCCCCAGUGCACCCCGAAAAAAGCCCCUGCCCUGGCUGGGGGGCACCCGUGCACCACCACAGCCUUCAGGCAGCCGCCCCGACACGGUCACGCUGAGAUCUGCCAAGAGCGAGGAGUCGCUCUCAUCGCAGGCCAGCGGAGCUGGCCUCCAGCGGCUGCAUAGGCUCCGGCGACCCCACUCCAGCAGCGAUGCUUUCCCUGUGGGUCCAGCACCUGCUGGCUCCUGUGAGAGCCUAUCCUCCUCCUCCUCUUCCUCCUCCUCUUCCUCCUCGUCCUCUUCGUCCUCCGAGUCCUCAGCAGCUGGGCUGGGACCCCUCUCCGGAUCCCCCUCGCACCGCACCUCAGCCUGGCUCGACGAUGGCGAUGAGCUGGACUUUAGCCCGCCCCGCUGCCUCGAGGGACUCCGGGGCCUUGACUUUGAUCCUCUUACCUUUCGCUGCAGCAGCCCUACCCCGGGGGACCCUGCGCCUCCUGCCAGCCCGGCACCCCCAGCCCCUGCCUCUGCCUUCCCACCCAGGGCAACUCCCCAGGCCCUCUCACCUCAUGGGCCCCCCAGCCCUGCUUCGCCCUCUGUCCUGGACAUCUCGGAGCCCCUAGCGGUAUCGGUGCCACCUGCUGUGCUAGAACUGCUGGGGGCUGGGGGAACGCCUGCCUCCCCCACCCGAACACCAGCUCUCAGCCCCGGCCCGGGCCCACGUCCCCAUCUCACGCCCCUGCUGCUGCGUGGAGCUGAGGCCCAGCUGAGCGACCCCUGCCAACAGGAGAUCAGCAGCAAGCUGGCGCUGCCGGGUCCCCGGGGAGCUCAGGGCCAGCAAGGUCCUGGUACGGAUUCGCCACUGCUGGCCCCACCCCUGUCCCUCCUGCGUCCUGGAGGUGCCCCUCCCCCACCCCCCAAGAACCCAGCGCGCCUCAUGGCCCUGGCCCUGGCUGAGCGGGCUCAGCAGGUGGCCGAGCGGCAGAGCCAGCGGGAGCACGGGGACACCCCACCAGCUUCCCGAGCCCCCAGCAUGUCCUGA